UGACUAGCAAAAACAGGACAAGAAUUUAUAUCUAGUGGUGGCUACUAGUUAUCCAUUACUCUUCUAUUCUCUACAAAAAAAUACAUAAAUCCAGUACUACAUACAAAUCAAUUUAUUAACAAUGGAGCCGUGGCAUGACUUUAUUGGAAAAAUAGUGAUGGUAACCGGUGCAUCAUCAGGGAUCGGGCUAGAGCUCUGUCUCGACUUGGCCAAAGCCGGUUGUAACAUCAUCGCUGCUGCUCGUCGUGUUGACAGACUGAAAUCUCUAUGCGAUGAGAUCAAUUCAAAAGGCAACAGACGUGCAUUUGCCCUCGAACUUGAUGUUACUGCUGAUGGUGCUGCAAUUGAGUCCGCUCUACAAAUAGGUUGGGAUGCCUUUGGACAUAUCGACGUCUUGAUUAACAACGCUGGCGUUAGAGGUAGUGUGAGGUCUUCAUUGGAAUUAAGGGAGGAAGAGUGGGAGCAUACUUUUAACACGAAUCUAAAAGGGGCAUGGUUGGUGUCAAAAUGUGUUUGUAGACGAAUGCGCGAUGCUGAACAGGGCGGAGGAUCUGUUAUUAAUAUCUCUUCAGCUGCAGCUCUGAAUCGAGUAGUAUACAAAGGGAGUCUUGCUUAUGCUUCUUCAAAGAUGGCUCUUGACAUGGUCACUAAGAUCAUGGCUAUUGAGUUAGGAGUAGAUAAUAUCAGAGUGAACUCAAUAUCUCCAGGAUUUUUCAAGUCUGAGAUAACAGAAGGUCUUUUCAAACUCAAAGGGUUCCAUAAGUUCCUUUUGAAGACUGUUCCUUUGAGAUUCAUUGCAACGACAGAUCCGGGUUUAACAUCACUUGUUCGAUACCUGAUUCAUGAUUCUUCCAAAUAUGUAACGGGAAAUGUUUUCAUCGUCGAUGGUGGAUCAACCAUUGUAGGUGUUCCCAUCUUCUCAUCAUUGUAGAAUUUGAUGAACAAGACAUCAAGUUCAAAUUAUAUGAAUUUUAUCAUAUAUAUUUAUGUUUCACGUCGAAAUAUUGAAUUCAAAUGAAUAUGUAACUAAACAAUAUAACUUGUCCGGUUACAUCUAUGGAAGUGAGAAUAUAGUAUUUAUCACCUUCAAUGGAUCA
This is a messenger RNA of Solanum pennellii, 1097 nucleotides long. Its product is annotated as 3-oxoacyl-[acyl-carrier-protein] reductase FabG-like. Bases 122 to 931 code for a protein of 269 amino acids. The record is from RefSeq and is a predicted model, not a curated record. Lineage: Eukaryota; Viridiplantae; Streptophyta; Magnoliopsida; Solanales; Solanaceae. Gene Ontology annotation, molecular function: oxidoreductase activity. The transcript has 3 exons.